Messenger RNA from Rhipicephalus sanguineus (brown dog tick), 640 nucleotides. RefSeq lists its product as uncharacterized. The transcript is spliced from 4 exons. The coding region runs from base 155 to 640 and encodes 161 amino acids. NCBI's taxonomy places the organism in Eukaryota, Metazoa, Arthropoda, Arachnida, Ixodida, Ixodidae. The record is from RefSeq and is a predicted model, not a curated record.
UAUAGAAGGCGCCAGAGGACAGUUUGGCCGCAAAGCUAAAGAGGAAGAAGCGCAACGAGUGAGGCGUCGAGUGGGCGCCCGUUGCAAGCUUCUCGGCGCCGAAACCGCCAUGGACGUCUUUACCCGGUUGUCUACCUGACGGACACAUUGGGGAAUGAGCACCAAAGAAGCCGCCUCAAGCAGUGCGUUCGGCACAGUUAAAGAGCCAUGCAACAUGAGUGAAUACCAAACAGAAGAGCGCAAUGAGGAACAAUCCUACAGAGUCACGAAAAAAGCGGACAUUCGCUUUAACAUGAUGACUUUCAGGUACAAAAAGCGGAACGAGGUGGAAGGCCCGCCCGGCCAAUCGAUACCCCCGGCCAGUCAGAUCCAGGCUCAGCUGGAGGACGGCGGCGAACCAUCGUGGUUCCCCUGGCUGCGGUCGCCGACGCAGCUGCUUCUCUUCCUCGCCUCGGGCCUGCUCCACUUCGCCAUGGGACUCAUCGUGGCGCGCUCGUUCCUCAUGCCGCAAUUCGACGUCGGUACGUGCCCUGCUCCGUUGUUCCGCAAUUCCACCAACAUGUCUCCCUGGAAGGGGUGGUCAGCUUCUUGCCACGAAGCGCUGCGCUGUAGCCAUCUACAGCAUUCUGUUGAUGGAUGA